Molecule: messenger RNA, 1395 nt
Organism: Fraxinus pennsylvanica
Lineage: Eukaryota; Viridiplantae; Streptophyta; Magnoliopsida; Lamiales; Oleaceae
Source: the annotation of a GenBank genome assembly
AUGGCGACGACAUCGAGAUCAGGUGGCGGUAGCAGUGGCGGAAGUGGGAGGACGCGCGUAGGGAGGUAUGAACUGGGUAGGACGCUGGGCGAAGGGUCAUUUGCGAAAGUGAAGUUUGCAAGGAAUGUCGAGACAAGUGAGAAUGUGGCCAUCAAGAUUCUUGAUAAAGAAAAAGUUCUUAAGCACAAGAUGAUUGGCCAGAUUAAGCGUGAAAUCUCCACCAUGAAAUUAAUCAGACACCCAAAUGUCAUCCGCAUGUAUGAGGUUAUGGCCAGCAAAACGAAGAUAUAUAUUGUUAUGGAAUUCGUUACUGGAGGUGAACUCUUUGACAAAAUUGCUACUAAAGGCAGGCUGAAAGAAGACGGAGCAAGAAAAUAUUUUCAGCAGCUCAUCAACGCAGUAGAUUACUGCCACAGCAGAGGCGUUUACCACAGAGACCUGAAGCCAGAGAAUUUAUUGUUGGAUGCCAAUGAAGUUCUUAAAGUUUCAGACUUCGGAUUGAGUGCUCUACCUCAGCAAGUUCGGGAAGAUGGGUUACUUCACACAACAUGUGGAACACCAAAUUAUGUUGCUCCUGAGGUGAUCAACAAUAAAGGUUAUGAUGGAGCUAAGGCAGAUCUCUGGUCAUGUGGUGUUAUCCUUUUCGUCCUUAUGGCUGGCUAUCUGCCUUUUGAAGAAUCAAACCUUAUGGCAUUAUACAAAAAGAUAUUUAAGGCUGAAUUUUCAUGCCCUCCUUGGUUUUCCACCAGUGCAAAGAAAUUGAUCAAGAAGAUCCUGGAUCCCAAUCCAUUGACGCGUAUCACAAUUGCCGAGGUACUUGAGAACGAUUGGUUCAAGAAAGGAUAUCAGCCACCUGUUUUUCAACACGAGGAUGUUAGUCUUGAUGAUGUUAAUGAUAUUUUUAAUGAAUCAAAGGAAUCUCCUAACCUUGUCGUGGAAAGGCGGGAGGAACGCUCCACCACACCAGUGACAAUGAAUGCCUUCGAGCUUAUUUCCAAAUCUCAGGGUCUCAACCUUGGUUCUCUCUUUGAAAAACAAUUGGGACUCGUUAGAAGAGAAACGAGAUUCACAUCCAAAUCUCCUGCAAAUGAGAUAAUCUCAAAAAUUGAGCAAGCUGCAGUGCCUUUGGGGUUUGAUGUGAAGAAAAACAACUAUAAGUUGAAACUUCAUGGGGAGAAGACUGGGCGCAAGGGUCAUCUAUCGAUUGCAACCGAGAUUUUUGAGGUGGCUCCUUCACUUCAUAUGGUCGAGCUUCGCAAGGCUGGAGGAGAUACCUUAGAAUUUCACAAGUUCUACAAGAACCUCUCAACUGGGCUGAAAGAUAUUGUCUGGAAAUCAGGUGAUGAAGUGAAGGAUGAAGAAGUGAAUAGUGGUGCGGGUGGAGUUUCAUCUUGA